AUGACAAUCUGGCGCCUUCACCACGCCAAGCUGCGCAUGCAGCUGCGGUGCCAUGCGCGGGGCCUCCGUGGUGUGGCGGGGCUGCGGCGCCUCAUGGGGGACUUCAUUCGAGCGGUGCACCCGGAUCUCUCGCCGGAGUUUCCGGAGGAGGCGCGACGGAUCAACCAGCGGUCCCUGGCGGAGCUCAACGCCUUCAUUGACAUCUUGGAGAAGGACGGCCCACGGCCUUUUGAGGAUGGCCCAGAAUCUGCCCAUGACCUGCCCUUCUUCCGCGCCUUUCGCACCCGCCUGGGCCGCGUGGUGCCGCAGAAGGUGGAGCCGCUCCAGGUGACGCUGCCCUCGCUGCCGGCGGCGGCACAGGAGGCGGAGAAGGAGUUUGCUGCGGCCUAUUUAAUUCGGGGCGCCCAAGUUGCCUUGGAGUCCUCCAGUUCGACCUUUUCAGAUCGACCCGAUGUUCCCAAGUUGUUCACGCAGAAAGGUGCCGGGCGCGCUGCUUUCGAUAAGCUCUGGUGGCAGCAGACCCAGGAGGAACUGCUGCGGGAUGCGCUGCACGGCCCCGACGAUGCUGAAGUGCGGCUUCAUGUGGCCAAACGUGUCUUCGCCUGCAAGUACGCGAGUCAACUGAUGCGACGAUAUCAACGCAUAACGAACAACCAGAGGCGCAAGCUGCGCAUCGCCCAGCUGGACGAAGUCGUUGAAGCGAAGAUCAGGGAGAAGUUUCAUUCCGUCGAGCCAAGUGAAGAGGUCGAGCCAAGUGAGGAGAACGAGAAGAAGGAUCCGCUUCGCGUGUUACAAGGCGGGUUCCAUCCUGACCUUGUCUUCAUGGCUCCUGGGCUCUCAGAGAGCCAACGCCGUGAAGCAAUCCGCAGAGUUUGUGGCAUGAACCUGGCCGAGGCCGACUUCUGGUUGUUGGAAAACCUGUGGAAAGCCAUGCGGACUGGGCCACCUCCAGUGCCCCUGGUGAUAGCGGAGGACUACAAGGCGCAUGGCAGUGGAUUUAUUCAGAUCCCAUGGGAUUUCACUGUGUCGUCUCUAUGUGACUUGUUAGAAGAACACCUGGAGACCACGCGAGAAGCGUUGCAACGCCGGAGGCAAAGAUGCUUGGCGGCUUCGGGUGGUGCAGCCACGGUAAGCCAUGGAUUUUUGGUGGGAAAAACGACUGGCAAAGGGCCACAGAAAAGUUAUAACAUGUUAUAA
Messenger RNA from Cladocopium goreaui, 1197 nucleotides. NCBI's taxonomy places the organism in Eukaryota, Dinophyceae, Suessiales, Symbiodiniaceae. The record is from the annotation of a GenBank genome assembly.